Lingula anatina is the source of this 3254-nucleotide messenger RNA. RefSeq names its product transmembrane 9 superfamily member 1. Gene Ontology annotation, biological process: protein localization to membrane. Gene Ontology annotation, cellular component: membrane. NCBI's taxonomy places the organism in Eukaryota, Metazoa, Brachiopoda, Lingulata, Lingulida, Lingulidae. The record is from RefSeq and is a predicted model, not a curated record.
GCUGGUUAUGUGGCUGCUAAUAUGUACAAGAAGAUGGGAGGAGAGAGUUGGGUGUGGAACAUUAACCUCACCUCUUGCCUGUUCUCUUUUCCAUUUUUCCUCAUCUGGAGCGUGAUAAACACAAUGUCCUGGAUGCAGGGGACCACACAGGCACUGCCAUGGGGGACCAUUGUACUCUUGAUGACUCUCUGGGUACUUGUAGGAUACCCCUUGACAGUCAUCGGUGGGAUCUUUGGAAAGAACUACGCCAAUGGCUUUGAUGCCCCUUGCCGUACCAAGAACAUCUCCCGCGAGAUACCAGACGUACCCUGGUACAGGUCCGCAGGUGUCCACUGCCUCGUUGCGGGAUUUCUACCAUUUAGUGCAAUCUCCGUGGAGCUGUACUACAUAUUUGCCACACUGUGGGGACGGGAGCAGUACACGCUGUACGGAAUAUUAUUCCUGGUCUAUGUGAUCUUACUGAGCGUGACAGCCUGUAUCUCUGUGGCGCUGACCUACUUUCAGCUCUCGGCGGAGGAUUAUCGUUGGUGGUGGCGGUCCAUAUUCAGCGCAGGGUCUACGGGGAUGUUCGUGUUCAUGUACUCGCUGUUCUACUACUUCAAGCGCUCCAACAUGUCAGGACUGUUGCAGACGGUGCAGUUCUUUGGUUACACCAUUCUGGUCUGCUACGUGUUUUUCCUGAUGUUGGGGACCGUCUCCUUCUUCGCAGCAUUAAAAUUUGUCCGGUAUAUCUACGUCAACAUCAAAAUGGAUUGAGGGAUUUGUGGGGAUUGGUGGUAAACUUUUUUUUAUGUACAGCCCGCUUUGAGGUGGGAGCUGUGGGGAUAUACGUUUUAAAGCCUCAUUUUGGACCAGGAACUGUAGACAUAUCUUUGUGAACAGACUGCUUUUACAAUCUAACAUACAACUUGAAUGUGAGAGACUUAGAUUUAGUUGAAAUGCUUCAUAAUGUUCGUCGUCAAGCAUUUCUGUGAAGUUAUUUUCUUGAAUAAGGACAGCAGUUAUUGUACAAAAAAUAUCUGCUUUUAGUUGCGGGUUUUGUAAUAUAGCAGAGGUGUAAAUAGUAAAUAUGCUAUUGUUCAUGAUACUUGUAACCAGUGGGGAAUUACAGGGGCCAUGGUACUUGAAAUCUUAGUAGGGCAUACCUACAACCUCCUUUGUAACAUUUCCCCUCUCCAGCCUCAUAUUCCAGGCCUUUUUUCCUAAAAUUAUGCCCUUCAUCUUAUUUGAUCCAUUUGUUACCAGUUUAUGCCCAGUGAGGACAGUUACUGCCCUACGAAGAAAGUUUAUGCCCUUCGAAGAAAGUUUAUGCCCUAUGAGGAAAGUUUAUGCCCUCUAUUUCCCAUUCCCUGGUGGAUGAUUUAUGACUUAUGUGGAUAAUAAAUGCCCUCUAAAAGGUCACCUGUUGGGGUGAACAGAGGUUAAACACAAUCAAAUUUGUUCAAGGGAUUUUAUAGUAUGGGUACUACCAUAUAACGCAACUGGUCCAAAUGCUAUGGAAAUCUGUGUAUAUCUAUGUAAUUCACUAAUCUUUGAAUGGAAAGAUGUAUUUUUAUGUAAAUGGAUAAUUGUAUAUGAUAAACUUUAUAAACGGAAAGAUAGGUAGCAGUAUGCACCUGUGGUAUCCAGAGCUUGGGUUGCACUAUGAGUUGUCUGCUCUUGACUGUUCCACAUUUUCAGUACUUUAGACAGGAAAUUCUCUCUUUCCUGAAAGAAUUUAAAUGUUUAAUACAAAUAACACAAGAUACUGUAUUGUCGCUGAGAGAGGAUUUUAAAUUUAGCUUUAAAUGUAACUUAUUAUUUGAUUUCAAAAAUAGUUUGGUGAUGUAGUGAAAAUAUUGUUUUGUGAUUAGUGUAACAAAGUAAUCAUGUUGAUAUAUGACUGGGGGCAUUUUCAGAAAGCUUCACCUUCUCUUGAUGUAGUGUUUAAUUGUAAGAUAUUGUUACCGAGAACAAUAACUCUGCAUAAAGACACAUUUUGACUAAUGGUAGCCAGAUUUUUUUUUUUUAAGCAAAGAACUUUAAACUGAAUAUUGGUCUAAACUUUUAGCCAAUAAUUUUAGUCCAAUAUGACCCACAAUCAGUGGUACUCCUUUUUAGUACAAUAUUAUGCCUACUGAUUGACAAGAAAUAAAAUGGCUAUCAUUUUAGACCAAUAGUUAGUCUACUUUAGUGGACACUUGCAGCUUUCUUCUGAACUGAAAUAAGUCAAAGUUUUUGCCCGAAGUUCUUUUGUGAAAACUGACCCAGAUAUUAUUGCAAUUAAGUUCUGAGUUUUGUUUAUUAGUCCUGUUGGCAAACUACUUUGUUAUAUUACUAGUUUUUUUCUAGCAGCAUUAUUUAUUCUCUGGUAGUUGUAGUAGCAGUAGUAAGGUAAAGUCUUUUUUUUUUUAAAUCAUCUACUGCUUGUAAAGUAUUUCUCAUUACUUUGUUCCUGCCCUAUAACUUCAGUAUUCAUUGUAUUGUGAUGUCAUUUAGGGUUGUUUCUGUAUAUGUUUGAUAACCGUAUCUAAUAAGGAUGUGACCUUUCUUAAUGUUAUCAGUUAUGAAAUUGGACAUUGGUCCCAAGCUUUUCAAGAAAUUGUGACCAAAUGACAAAUUUAUGUUUAACUUAGCAAAAAACUCUGAUAGAUCUUAUAGAAAUGAUAGAGAUAUUGGAUAAGUUUCCAAACUGUAGAUUAGAUAUUUGUUUUUAUUUAUUGUUUAUUCACCAAUGGUCCAGAAAGCAGAGAAGGUUUGGAAAACAGUACAACUACAUUUUGAACAAGUCUGGUUUGCAGUAAAUUGUGACACUGGAAGUAAACUGGGUAUUUUUCUCCAUAGUUUUGAUGUAAAUUUUAAAUGCAACAGUUAAAAUUAAAAAAAAAAAAAAGUUAAAGGAUUUGGGGGACAUUUCUAUGUGGAUUUAUGGCAGAGGUCAAGUGAGAUCUCGAAUAUAGAUGUCACUUAAAAAACUGAGUGAGAUAUUUUGGGUGAGGAGUACAUUUAAAGAUUGGACUUUGUGUGUGUGAGAGGUGGGGGGAGAGGUUAGACUCUCCACCCACCUCCAUCAAAUCCUGAAUUGGACCCUGGGGCUCCCUAAAUGUAUCUUUAAUGCUAAAGUGUAACUUCACUGUGGAAAACUGCCACUGUAGAACUGAGCACCAAUUAAAAUGUCUUUUUGUUUUAUUAUUUUAUGUCUGACUUGUAAAGGAGGGAUUCAACUGAAUUUGUGGAACUGAAGAGAGAAGAAUAAAUAUAAAGUUAAAGGUGAA